Messenger RNA from Sciurus carolinensis (gray squirrel), 4263 nucleotides. It is a transcript of the gene Ift122, whose product is annotated as intraflagellar transport 122. The coding region runs from base 95 to 3931 and encodes 1278 amino acids. The transcript has 31 exons. Gene Ontology annotation, cellular component: intraciliary transport particle A; non-motile cilium. Gene Ontology annotation, molecular function: protein binding. The record is from RefSeq and is a predicted model, not a curated record. Gene Ontology annotation, biological process: intraciliary retrograde transport; protein localization to cilium; non-motile cilium assembly. Lineage: Eukaryota; Metazoa; Chordata; Mammalia; Rodentia; Sciuridae.
GCCAGGGGUAGCGUAGGUAGCUAAAGUGGCCUGCAGACUGGCGCCUGUUGCUGAGGUGGGGGAGGAGGGGCCCCGAGGCGUGGGGAAAGCCGCAAUGAGGUCCGUGCUGACGUGGAGAGAUAAAGUCGAUCAGUGUGUCUAUGACCUUGCAUUUAAGCCCGAUGGAACGCAACUGAUCCUGGCUGCAGGAAACAGAUUACUGGUCUAUGACACCUCCGAUGGCACCUUGGUUCAGCCCCUCAAGGGACACAAAGACACCGUGUACUGCGUGGCCUACGCAAAGGAUGGCAAGCGGUUUGCCUCUGGAUCAGCUGAUAAAAGCGUUAUUAUCUGGACAUCAAAACUGGAAGGCAUUCUGAAGUACACGCACAAUGAUUCUGUGCAGUGCGUCUCCUACAACCCCAUCACACACCAGCUGGCGUCUUGCUCCUCCAACGACUUUGGGCUGUGGUCUCCUGAACAGAAGUCUGUCUCCAAGCACAAAUCAAGCAACAGGGUCACCUGCUGCAGCUGGACAAAUGAUGGUCAGUACCUGGCUCUGGGGAUGUUCAACGGCGUCAUCAGCAUCCGGAACAAAAACGGCGAGGAGAAAGUGAAGAUCCAGCGGCCAGGGGGCUCCCUCUCCCCAGUUUGGUCUAUUUGCUGGAACCCUUCAAGCCGGUGGGAGAAUUUCUGGAUGAACAAAGAGGACGAGGACCCUGAGGAUGUCAUUGUCAGCAGAUAUUUUCAGGAAAUUCCUUCCACUCUGAAGUCAACAGUGUACAGUAGUCAGGGUAGUGAGGCAGAGGAGGAGGAGCCAGAGGAAGAGGACAACAGUCACAGGGACGCCAAGCCUACCCAUGACGUUUUCCACUCUGUCACUUUGGGCUGGAUUUUUUCAAACAAGGCCUGCAGAUCUCAUAACACUGCCAGAGAGGAACAUAAUGACAUCCUGGCUGUAGCUGACUGGGGACAGAAACUUUCCUUCUACCAACUGAGUGGAAAACAGAUUGGGAAGGAUCAGCCGCUGAACUUUGACCCCUGCUGCCUCAGCUACUUUACUAAAGGGGAGUACAUUUUGCUGGGCGGGUCAGACAAGCAAGUGUCCCUUUUCACCAGGGACGGAGUGCGGCUCGGCACUGUUGGGGAGCAGAACUCCUGGGUGUGGACCUGCAAAGUGAAGCCCGAUUCCAACUACGUGGUGGUCGGCUGCCAGGAUGGCACCAUCGCCUUCUACCAGCUUAUUUUCAGCACAGUCCACGGGCUCUACAAGGACCGGUAUGCCUACAGGGACAGCAUGACCGACGUGGUGAUACAGCACCUGAUCACCGAGCAGAAAGUUCGUAUUAAAUGCAAAGAGCUUGUCAAGAAAAUUGCCAUCUACAAAAGUCGCUUAGCAAUUCAACUGCCAGAGAAAAUCCUCAUCUAUGAGUUGUAUUCAGAUGACUCUUCAGACAUGCAUUACCAGGUGAAGGAGAAAAUUCUCAGGAAGUAUGACUGUAACCUCCUGGUGGUGUGCACGGACCACAUCAUCCUCUGUCAGGAGAAGCGGCUGCAGUGUCUGACCUUCACCGGAGUCAAGGAGCGGGAGUGGCAGAUGGAGUCUCUCAUUCGCUACAUCAAGGUGAUCGGUGGCCCUCCCGGAAGGGAAGGCCUGUUAGUGGGCCUGAAGAAUGGGCAGAUCCUGAAGAUCUUCGUGGACAAUCUCUUUGCCAUCGUCCUGCUGAAGCAGGCCACCGCCGUGCGCUGCUUGGACAUGAGUGCGUCCCGGAGCAAGCUGGCCGUGGUGGACGAGAACGACACGUGCCUGGUGUACGACGUCCAAACCAAGGAGCUGCUUUUUCAGGAACCCAACGCCAACAGCGUGGCCUGGAACACCCAGUGCGAGGAUAUGCUGUGCUUCUCGGGAGGCGGCUACCUCAACAUCAAGGCCAGCACCUUCCCCGUGCACCAGCAGAGGCUGCAGGGCUUCGUGGUCGGCUACAACGGCUCCAAGAUCUUCUGCCUCCACCUCUUCUCCAUGACGGCCGUGGAGGUGCCGCAGUCCGCUCCCAUGUACCAGUACCUGGAUAGAAAAUUGUUCAAAGAAGCCUACCAGAUUGCUUGCUUGGGCGUGACGGACACUGAUUGGCGGGAGCUGGCUAUGGAGGCCCUAGAGGGAUUAGAGUUUGAAACUGCAAAGAAGGCCUUCGCCAGGGUACAAGACCUGCGCUACCUAGAGCUCAUCAGCAGCAUUGAGGAGAGGAAGAAGCGCGGAGAGACCAACAAUGACCUGUUUCUGGCAGAUGUCUUUUCCUACCAGGGGAAGUUCCACGAGGCCGCCAAACUGUACAAGAGGUGCGGGCACGAGAACCUCGCGCUCGACAUGUACACCGACCUCUGCAUGUUCGACUAUGCCAAGGAUUUCCUUGGAUCUGGAGACCCCAAAGAAACAAAGAUGCUGAUCACCAAACAGGCAGACUGGGCCAGGAAUAUCAACGAGCCCAAGGCCGCCGUGGAGAUGUACGUCUCUGCAGGGGAGCACGUGAAGGCCAUAGAGAUCAGCGGCGACCGCGGCUGGACGGACACGUUGAUCGACAUCGCCCGCAAACUCGACAAGGCCGAGCGCGAGCCCCUGCUGCUGUGCGCGCGCUACUUCAAGAAGCUGAACAACCCCGGCUACGCGGCCGAGACCUACCUGAAGAUCGGCGACCUCAAGGCCCUGGUGCAGCUGCACGUGGAGACCCAGCGCUGGGAGGAGGCCUUCGCUUUGGGCGAGAAGCACCCUGAGUUUAAGGAUGACAUCUACGUGCCCUACGCUCAGUGGCUGGCAGAGAACGAUCGCUUUGAGGAAGCCCAGAAAGCGUUCCACAAGGCCGGAAGGCAGCGGGAGGCGGUCAAGGUUCUGGAGCAGCUCACGCACAACGCCGUGGUGGAGAGCAGGUUCAACGAUGCCGCCUAUUACUACUGGAUGCUGUCCAUGCAGUGUCUCGACAUCGCGCAAGCAGAUCCUGUCCAGAAGGACACCAUGCUGGCCAAGUUCCACUACUUCCAGCACCUGGCCGAGCUGUACCAUGGCUACCACGCCAUCCAUCGGUACACGGAGGAGCCGUUCAGUUUCCACCUUCCGGAAACCCUCUUCAACAUCUCCCGGUUCCUGCUGCACAGCCUGACCAAGGACACCCCCUUGGGCAUCUCUAAAGUGAACACCCUCUUCACCCUGGCCAGGCAGAGCAGGGCCCUGGGCGCCUACAAACUGGCCCGACACGCCUACGACAAGCUCCAGGGCCUGCAGAGCCCCGCCAGGUUCCAGAAGUCCAUCGAGCUGGGCAGCCUGACCAUCCGCUCCAAGCCCUUUCAUGACAGCGAGGAGCUGGUGCCCCUGUGCUACCGCUGCUCCACCAACAACCCCCUGCUGAACAACCUGGGCAACGUCUGCGUCAACUGCCGCCAGCCGUUCGUCUUCUCCGCCUCUUCCUACGGAGCCUGUCCCCACCCCUCCCUGUGCCCAGAGGUGCUGCACCUGGUGGAGUUCUACCUGGAGGAGGGCAUCACGGACGAGGAGGCCGUGGCCCUCAUCGACCUGGAGGCACCCAGACACAAGCGCGAGAACAGGUGGCAAGAGGUGACCAGCAGCAACUCCCAGACUCUUAGGCUGGACGAGAGCAUGGAGCCCAUGGGAGAGGAAGACCCGUUCACCGCCAAGCUCAGCUUCGAGCAAGGCGGCUCGGAGUUCGUGCCGGUGGUGGUGAACCGGUCAGUGCUGCGCUCCAUGAGCCGCCGGGACGUCCUCAUCAAGCGCUGGCCGCGGCCCCUGCAGUGGCAGUACUUCCGCUCGCUGCUGCCCGACGCCUCCAUCACCAUGUGCCCCUCCUGCUUCCAGAUGUUCCACUCCGAGGACUACGAGCUGCUGGUGCUUCAGCACACCAGCUGCCCCUACUGCCGCAGGCGCAUCGACGACCCCGGCCCCUGACCGCGGAACCACCUGCAGACCCCAGGCCCGGGACGCGAAGGAAGCAAGAGUGCCGGUCAGAAGGCGUCCCCAGCUGAAGCUGUCUUUCAGGGAGGGGCCUGUGCUGCCACAGAAUUCCUAUUUAUGGCAUUUCGUGCCUUGUAAAUAGCACCAGGAGAUGGGAGAGAAUGUACAUAUAUUUUCUAAGAAAAAAAAAAAAAUCUGUUACUUUGCGAGCGGCUGGAGCUGCGGAGGCAACCUGCCCGAGUCCACGGAUCUGUCAGACCAGGAACACGCGCACCGCGCCAACAGAUUGCCUCAAUAAUGACAAAUAAAAGGGCUACUUAUUUUCA